Exophiala aquamarina CBS 119918 is the source of this 633-nucleotide messenger RNA. RefSeq lists its product as uncharacterized. The coding region runs from base 1 to 633 and encodes 210 amino acids. NCBI's taxonomy places the organism in Eukaryota, Fungi, Ascomycota, Eurotiomycetes, Chaetothyriales, Herpotrichiellaceae. Gene Ontology annotation, cellular component: peroxisome; mitochondrion. The transcript has 2 exons. The record is from RefSeq and is a predicted model, not a curated record. Gene Ontology annotation, molecular function: glutathione peroxidase activity; glutathione transferase activity. Gene Ontology annotation, biological process: glutathione metabolic process.
AUGAUCUACGAUGUGUUUGGAAAUGCUGACCGGGGGCGCGCAAAAUUGCCAGACAAGGUAGCAUGGAUGACGACCGACCUCACGCGCUGGGCGAACCAGUACCACAUCCCCUGGAAACCAGGGUGGCCUGAGAACUAUCCAUUCAGAGCUACAACUCUAAAGGUGAGCAGCUCCGUAGUUCGACGGACCUGCCGCGCUGGCUUUGUGUCUGGCGUUGCCCGCAGCCAUGUCCAGCUGACAUCUUGUUAUUGUUCUACAUACAAGGUCCAACGAGUACUGGCUGCAACGGCCCUUGAUUAUCCCGAUCGAUACCCCGAAGCGAUCAGCGCACUGUACCACGCUUUCUGGGCCCAGAAGAAGGGUGUGCAGCUCCCAGAGGUCCAUUACCCCAUUGUUGUCGGUAUGCUCGGCGAAGAGCGAGCGAAAAAGGUUCUUCAACGCAGCUCCUCGGACGAAAUCAAAGCGCGGCUCAAACAGAAUACUGAGACUGCCAUUGCCAACGGAUGUCCAGGCUUGCCAUGGAUUGUGGCGACCAGUGUCGAGGGCCAGAAGGAGAAGUUCUGGGGAUUCGAUCAUUUAGGGCAGGUCGCAAGCUUUCUGGGUCUGGAAAGAGUUGCUGGGCCUCAUCUAUGA